ACCACCACCAAUUUGAAAAAGAGCAAAGAAACACAAAGGCAAAAAACUCCCCAAUCUGUGGAAUUUCCGGAAGCGAGAGCACAUUCAAAGCUACCAGUUAUCAGCGAGCAGCAUGUCGAAGCUCAGGAACCUGUUGCCCACAAUCUUUGGCGGGAAGGAGGCACAGAAUCCGACACCCGUCGAGGGACGCCUGGAAAAGGACGCAGCUCCCGUGGACGACAACGAACCAGCUAACAACAACAGCGGAGCCCUGGCGCUGCCCUUCACCGCUGGCACGCCCACAGCCUCCGCGGAUCUGACCGAAUCCGUGCUGCGCGAGCUCAGCGACCCAAACUACAAUUCAAUGGAUGUCGUGCAGUCCGCCAAUAUUCCGGGCACUCUCAGUAACGUCCAGACAAACAACACCAUGAACGUACACAGCGCCCAGCAACAGGUGGUCAUGAACUUCUCGAAUGCCAAUAAUCUGCACUUCGGCUCCGUCUACAACUUCAAUCAGAACUUGAGCGCCUGCAGCUCGCGAAAGGGUAGCACAAGUGCCGCAGAGGAGUCGGUCGCCUCUCCAGACGGUAAGCCGCGGGCAAGUGCGACGCGCAAAACGGUCAGCAUUGUAGCCAUGAUGCAGUCACAAGAGGAGCCGGAUGUGCGCCUGCUCGAUGUGGUUUCCACGCACUUGGGCGAGGGCUGGAAGCAGGUGAUGCGGGAUCUUGGCAUGUCGGAAGGACAGAUCGACCAGGCCAUAAUCGAUCACCAAAUGCAUGGCAAUAUCAGAGAGGUGAUAUACCAGCUGUUGCUCCAGUGGAUUCGAAGCUCGGAGGACGGUGUGGCCACCGUUGGACGACUUACUACGCUGCUGUGGGAGUCCCAGCAUCGGGACUGCGUGCAUCGCAUGAAACUGGUUUGGAAGGCCCUCGAGAAGCGCAAGACAAACAGCUAGUCAGUGAGUGGAACCUGCUAGCAAAGAUUCCAGAACGAAAACGAUGCAUUCGAAGUGGCCUCUUGAUGUCCAAGCCAGCCGGAUGGUGAAAA
This is a messenger RNA of Drosophila mauritiana, 1026 nucleotides long. RefSeq names its product protein immune deficiency (gene imd). The record is from RefSeq and is a predicted model, not a curated record. The transcript is spliced from 2 exons. Lineage: Eukaryota; Metazoa; Arthropoda; Insecta; Diptera; Drosophilidae. Gene Ontology annotation, biological process: signal transduction. Gene Ontology annotation, molecular function: protein binding. Bases 113 to 934 code for a protein of 273 amino acids.